Molecule: messenger RNA, 1549 nt
Organism: Phlebotomus argentipes
Lineage: Eukaryota; Metazoa; Arthropoda; Insecta; Diptera; Psychodidae
Product: probable serine hydrolase
Exons: 3
Coding region: 465-1472 (335 amino acids)
Source: RefSeq, a predicted model, not a curated record
AUCCAAAAUCUCGAGAAAUUUCAAGAUCGUCAGCAAAUUUUUCAAAUUUCCUUGGGAAGUGUGUCUCGGCUAACUUCCAGUUUGUCGCUCUUUGUCAACAGCAGCGCUGUGCGGCUCAAGGGCGCAACAUGAAAAGUGAGGUAAUGUUUCUUCAGCUGAUGGAAUCUAAUUGGAGAUUCGCAAAGUUUCUCUCUGAUUCACGCUUUUGGUCGACAAAACAACCAUCAUAAGUGGACUUUGACCGGCCAGUCUCACUACCGCGGUGUGAUAUUUGCCCCGUGACUUGUGAAAUAGCGGCUCUGGGUGAAUAAAAUGCACCUGUAGAGCUGCGAAUCCGUUGACUUUUGCUGGAAUGCCGUGCCGUGAAGACGCGCGUGUGUGGAGAAUUUGCUCGUGAAAAACAGAAAAACAGUGUGGAAAACUCAAGGGUGUUUAACUGAGUGUCGCGCGAUUACUUGGAUUGGAUGUUAACCUUUCGUCAGGCGUUGCGAUCUGUGGGAGUCAAGCAGAUCACAUUGGCACGAACAAUGGCGACGUCAGUGGAGCCCAAAGCCAACGGAUUGCCCGAGAAGGAGGCGCAGGAGUUCAGCUUCAGCGUCCCUUGGGGAAGCGUAGCCGGAAAAUGGUGGGGCAACAGGAAUACUCGUCCCAUUCUGUGCCUCCACGGUUGGCAGGACAACGCCGGCUCCUUCGACACUCUCAUUCCCCACCUGCCGCCGGAGUACAGCUACUUGGCGCUGGACUUGCCGGGCCACGGCCUGUCGUCGCGCCUCCCGGACGGCAUCUUCUACAGCUGGCUGGACGUGUGCCAGGCGCUGCGCCUGCUGUCCGAGCAGGAGAAGUGGGACAAGAUCUCCAUUCUCGCGCACUCCAUGAGUUCCCUCAUCGGCUUCAGCUACAGCUCCGCCUUCCCGGACAAAGUCGACCUCAUGAUCGGCAUCGACGCCCUCAAGCCGCACGUGCGCCCGGCCGAGAAGUACGCGCCGAUGAUUGAGAAGGGCUUCGAGGCAUUCCUGCUGGCGGACAGGCGAAAUCGCGAGGCCUCGGAGCCGCCUUGCUACUCAUACGACGAAAUGCUCGAGCGUCUGCACAAGGGCACAAAUGGAUCCGUGGAGAAGGAAGUGUGCCAGUAUCUGCUGAAGCGCAACAUCGCCCAGUCGAAGAGUGACCCAGAGAAGUUCUACUUCACGCGCGACAAUCGCCUCAAAGGCUUCAGCUUCCAGACACUCUCCCAGGAGAUCGCCAUCGGCAUGACGAAGCGCAUCACGUGUCCCUACAUGUUCAUCAAGUGCACCAACUCCGUUUACUACGAGGACAAGAAGUACAUCGACGAGAUCAUCGGCGUCUUCAAGGAGAACAACCCGAAUUUCGAGUAUCACACCAUCGAAGGCAGACAUCACGCUCAUCUCAAUGAACCUCACAAGUUUUCUGAUCUUCUCACGCGCUUCAUCAGGAAACACCGAAUGCCCUAGAAGUAUUUCUUAGUGUCUCGUCGCCCUAGUCAGACUCUUUGACUCAAUAAACCUCCUUUUGUUGGUCACUUUGCAAA